This is a messenger RNA of Papaver somniferum (opium poppy), 2083 nucleotides long. Its product is annotated as trithorax group protein osa-like. The record is from RefSeq and is a predicted model, not a curated record. Bases 211 to 1797 code for a protein of 528 amino acids. The transcript has 3 exons. NCBI's taxonomy places the organism in Eukaryota, Viridiplantae, Streptophyta, Magnoliopsida, Ranunculales, Papaveraceae.
AACGUUUUCUUCCUUAGUUGUGAAGUCUGAUUCAUUCGUAUAAAUUAUUGAAAGUGAAAUUCCUAAUCCUAAUCCGCAGUGAACAUCAAAUUUUCUCAUAACCUAAUUCACAAGCCAAACAAAAACCUUUCCCCAAUUUCUCAUUCAAUAGCUUUUUUCCUAAAACUCAGCCCUAAUUUUUUUUUUUUUUUAAUUUGAGUGAAUUUGAUUAUGGCAUCUGGAUCAUCUGGUAGACCUGGUUUUGAUUUUGGUUCUGAUGAUAUUCUUUGCUCUUAUGAUGAUAUGGUAAAUCCAGAUGGUACUAAUGGAAAACACUCUGAUCCUAUUACUGGAACCAACUCUGCGAAGGAUUUUCGUGAAAACAAAAUGGGAAGAUCAUAUUCACAGGUCUAUAAUCAGCGGGAAGAAUCAGUAAACCAGGAUCUGAUUGCAACUGUUGAAAGAACCAUGAAGAAAUAUGCUGACAAUCUCCUCCUCUUUCUCGAGGGCAUUAGUUCACGUCUACAGCAGUUGGAAUUGUAUUGUUACAAUCUUGAGAAGUCAAUAGGAGAAAUGCGAUCAGAUUUAACUCGGGAGAACAGUGAAGCAGAUUCAAAGCUUAGAUCACUUGAGAAGCAUCUCCAGGAAGUUCAUAGGUCUGUGCAAAUCCUUAGGGACAAGCAAGAAUUGGCAGAAACUCAGAAAGAACUUGCCAAGCUUAAUGUGCAGAAAGAAUCUUCGACUGCAAACCAAUCACCCUCUAAGGAAGACACAGUUGCUCCAUCCGCCUCUGAUGCCAAACAACCUGACAGUAAACAAGAAUUGCAAAACCAGCAAUUAGCGCUUGCUCUGCCCCAUCAAGUACCACAGCAACCUAUGAUGGCGUCCACCCCACCUCAAAAUGUCCAUGCUCAGAGCCAACAACACCCUUAUUAUCAACAGAACCCAGUGCCAAGUCUGCCACCACAAUCUCAAGACCAUUACUUGCAGGUUCCUCAACAACAAGCACUACCAUUACAGUCUCGUGUAAGUCAACCUCAGCAAGCUCAUCAGUUUCCUCCACAGUGGAGCCAGCAGGUUCCUCAACAGGUACAACAGCAACCACAGCAACCUGCUGCUCAAUCUCAAAUGGCUCCCCAGACAGCACCAGCUUACCCUCCUGCUCCCCAGACAGCACCUAGUUACCCUCCCUACACGUCGACCCAAAAUGUUAACCCAUCACCUCUGUCUGUUAACCCAUCUUCCUCAGCGUUUCAAGGGAGCAUGCCUAUGCAGGUUGCUUACUCUGGAGCUCCCCAGCCUGGGAUGAGUAACCUAGAGCCUGUUGCUUAUGGUUAUGCUGGUGCCCCAGCCUCGAGAACCUCUGUUCAACAGCAGCCUCCAGCACAAAAUAUGCCACGACAACCACCUGCACAGACUCAUCAGGGCACUUAUGGUGCACCCAUGAGUGACAGUCCAUACCCAGUUGGGGGACCCCAUCCCUCACAGCCUUCCAGACAAGGGUACAUGAUGUAUGAUGGAGAAGGAGGGAGGGUUCCUCAUUCAAUGCCACCGCACUUCCCGCAAAGCGGUUAUCCUCCAACCCAUGUGGCCUCUCUUCAGAAUCAACAACCAAGCCGUCAUUCCAGCCCAUCGCCUGUGAUGCGUAGUCACCCAUACGGUGAGCUGAUAGAGAAGGUUGUGAGCAUGGGGUAUGGUAGAGAUUUCGUCACAAGUGUGAUCCGCGGGAUGGAUGAGAGUGGGCAACCUGUGGAUUUCAAUUCGGUGCUUGACAGAUUGAAUUCACAUUCCUCAGGUGGGUCUCAGAGAGGUUGGUAAAGUUACUGGAUAUAUGUUGGCGGUGUUUCAGUUUGCCAUGUUAUUGCGUUGUCACAAAAUAAAAGCCGGAGAUAUUUUCUCCGGUUACUUAUAGGUUUAACAGUACAAAAAACAUCACUGUAUAUUUCUGUGAACUCAAGCUGUGCGACUCUGCUUUCUUCUUGUUAACUGUUGCUCUCUCAGUCUUGGAUGUUGUCAUGCUACUAUUCUGAUCUUAUAUGUGCACAGUACAAAAUCCCUCAAGUAUUAGAAGAGGUUUGAUUGAAUGACACUUCUAGACCUCUAA